This is a messenger RNA of Caenorhabditis remanei, 1134 nucleotides long. RefSeq lists its product as uncharacterized. The record is from RefSeq and is a predicted model, not a curated record. The coding region runs from base 1 to 1134 and encodes 377 amino acids. NCBI's taxonomy places the organism in Eukaryota, Metazoa, Nematoda, Chromadorea, Rhabditida, Rhabditidae. Gene Ontology annotation, biological process: peptidyl-serine phosphorylation; signal transduction. The transcript is spliced from 5 exons. Gene Ontology annotation, molecular function: protein serine/threonine kinase activity; ATP binding. Gene Ontology annotation, cellular component: cytoplasm; nucleus.
AUGACUCUCCGUGAAAGAUUAGAAAGAAGUCGUCCGAGUCGAGCAGGGAGUCGUGAACAGAAGAGUCGAGAGCAGAAGACAGCAAAAAAAAAGAAAAAGGGAGAACGCAAGAAAAUGAAUCCAGAUGACACUAUCAAGAACGGUCCAUUCACCUGGAAGGUUGUCACUCUUCUCGGAAGUGGCGGGUUCGGUGACGUCUACAAAGUGUACGAUGAGAAGAACAAAUCCAAGCAAUACGCUCUGAAAACAGAAAGUGAGGAUGGGAAGAAAACGAUGCUUCGGUUGAAAGUGGAAGUGAGAAUUAUGAUGGCAAUCACUGCGGCAAGGAAGGCAAAUCAUGGCAAUGGAAACAAACACUUUGUGGAGUUUGUGGAUCGUGGGAAAAGUGAUGAUUUGAGCUGCAAAUUUGUUGUGAUGAGUCUGGUUGGCCCGUCGUUGGAUGAUUGUCGAAGGAAGUAUGGAGUUUGUUUGAAUGAUAGAAGUACUCCGUAUAAUAUUGCAAUACAGAGUUUGGAGGCUGUCCGUGACCUUCAUGCUCUUGGUUACCUCCAUCGUGACAUCAAACCAGCUAACUUCGCCGUCGGAUUUGGACCCACCGAGCCAACUGUUUUCAUGCUGGAUUUCGGAAUUGGGCGUAGUUUUCUGGACCCGACUACCAAGCAGCAUAGAGCUCCUCGGAAGUCGGUGAAAUUCCUCGGAACCCUCCGAUAUGCAUCGAGAGCUUGUAUGAAAGGAAUAGAUCAGGGUAGGAAAGAUGACGUGGAAUGUUGGAUCUAUAUGGUCUUUGACAUUUUCGAUCCGGAAGAUGGGAUUGUUUGGAAGUGUGUAUCUGGAAGAGAUAAGAUUACUCGUGUCAAGGAUGACUUUUUUGCUGGAAAGAUCAAAGAAGCCUACAAAGGAGUUCCGCUGAAUAUGAAGACUAUAGUAUCGUACGUGGAGAGUCUUCGAUUUCAAUCUGCUCCCGACUAUCCGUUCAUGAUCAAUUUCCUCUACACAAUGUCAAACAAUGCAGGAUUCCCAAUUAACAACAUAAACACUGGAGCAUGGGUUGGCAACUUGAAGAACAAGAAAGGAUCGGGAAGGUCGUCUGGAUCGAGGUCGGAUAAACUGUCCGGUUCCUCGGACGGCGACUAA